Rattus norvegicus (Norway rat) is the source of this 2096-nucleotide messenger RNA. RefSeq names its product charged multivesicular body protein 1A (gene Chmp1a). The transcript has 7 exons. Gene Ontology annotation, molecular function: identical protein binding; protein homodimerization activity; protein domain specific binding. Gene Ontology annotation, biological process: plasma membrane repair; vacuolar transport; vesicle-mediated transport. Bases 73 to 663 code for a protein of 196 amino acids. Lineage: Eukaryota; Metazoa; Chordata; Mammalia; Rodentia; Muridae. Gene Ontology annotation, cellular component: cytosol; nucleoplasm; nuclear pore. The record is from RefSeq and is marked validated.
CUCACGGCUACAGCUAGUCCGGAAGGUCUCCGUACCCUGCGCCGCCCUGAGGGGUGUGCUGUCCGACUGGCCAUGGACGAUACCCUGUUCCAGUUGAAGUUCACAGCAAAGCAGCUGGAGAAACUAGCCAAGAAGGCAGAGAAGGACUCCAAGGCUGAGCAGGCCAAAGUGAAGAAGGCCCUUCAGCAGAAAAAUGUGGAGUGUGCCCGUGUGUAUGCUGAAAACGCCAUCCGCAAGAAGAAUGAAGGCGUAAACUGGCUCCGGAUGGCAUCCCGUGUGGACGCAGUGGCCUCCAAGGUGCAGACAGCUGUGACCAUGAAGGGGGUGACCAAGAACAUGGCUCAGGUGACCAAAGCUCUGGACAAGGCCCUGAGUGCCAUGGACCUUCAGAAGGUGUCUGCAGUGAUGGACAGGUUUGAGCAGCAGGUGCAGAACCUGGAUGUGCACACAUCGGUGAUGGAGGAUUCUGUGAGCUCUGCCACUACACUGACCACACCUCAGGAGCAGGUCGACAGCCUCAUCGUUCAGAUUGCUGAGGAGAAUGGCCUGGAGGUCCUUGACCAACUCAGCCAGCUUCCGGAGGGAGCCUCUGCCGUGGGCGAAAGCUCUGUGCGCAGCCAAGAGGACCAACUGUCUCGGAGGUUGGCUGCCCUGAGGAAUUAGCACGUUGUUGGCAGGUGCUGCCUCCAUCGCCCUGAGAUGUCCUGGAGGCUUCCGCCCGGCUGCACUCCACUUCCUCCAACCCUUCAUAGCUGCCUUGCCUUUCCCAACCUGUCAGGCUGGCGCCUUAGGACAUCAGGCAGCGAGUCUCUGUCCUGGCAUUGAAUUUGCACAAGUGUGUGGUGACUUAUGUGAGUGUAGGCCACAGCUGGAGGAUGGCAAGCUCUCUUUUGUCCUUUGCCUAUGUGGAGUUGACAGGGUUUGACCUGCAGAUGUGUGUGGACUUCAGCCCAGUGCUUUGGGGCCUUCGGAUUCCAGCGACCGCACACCUGCUAUGUGCUGUGGCCAGCGAGGGUCAGAGCUAUCCCUCCUUUGCCAGGCAACUCUUGGGAGCCUCUCCCCCUCCUCUGCAGACAGGAAAUCCCAUUGUGUGAGAGCCCUUAGUAGGUUCCUGUGAACUUUGUGUACCAAGGUGUCCAGUGCCACUGACACUGACCUGGGGCCUUUACAAAUGGUAACUCUCCUCCAUCUUCCCAGGGCUGCAGGCUUGGCGUCCACUGCCGGCUUGGGCUUUCGUCCCUCAGCUCUCUUUCCCAGCCCACAGGAACAGAACUGCCAUCCAAUUUCAAGUCCAGGUCCUUCCUAAGAGAUUCUUAAACUGAAUUCUGCAGCUGCCUCUGGAAGAACUCUGGCCCCUGGAGCUGAGCUUGUCUGCCUCAUGCUGACCGGCCCUCUGCCGUCAGCCUCCCAGGCCUUUUUAGAGCGGCUCAUUCCUGAUUGUCUGGCUCUCCUGUCCUUUUAGACAAAGGCUGCUGCUUUCUGCCUUCUCCAAGGGAGAGUCACGGUGGCUAACAAAGGGAGCCUGAGUCAGUCACUCUGGCUGCUGGCAGCAAACGCUUACAUCCUUCCGCAGUGAGGAAGCUGGCGGCAAGCAGGCAGUGCGGCUGACUGGGCAGCCUUGAGACUCUGUACAGGCUGCUGUUUUAUUUUUCUGUCUCCUGAAGUUUACUCAUGUUCUUAAAACUCCUGGUGAUUUUGUUCUUUUGCCAAAGUAGUAAGCACAGUGGAGGGGUGUGUUCAUCCCAGCCCUCUGUAGGCUGAGCAGUGCCGCUGCCCACAGGUUUGCACGCCUUGGAGACAACCUGUGUUUGGCUGCUUCUGUUCUGCACUUGCAGCCCCUGGGUACCCCAUAUUACACGUUGGUGUUAAAGGCAGGGGCUGGAAUUGUUGGUCCUGGAUGUGGGGACCAAGGUACAAUCUAACCAUGGGCCCCUGCAAGGCUUCCUGAAAUCAACUUACAGGUUAGGUGUAGUUCCCUGGGUCCUAGAGGGUGCAGGAUUUGUAGGGAUGGGGAAGCUGGGCUGGGUUCAUCAAAAUGGGCAUAUCUGCCUUUAGAAUGUUGUCGUAAGUAAAUAAAGGGAUUGGUGGAGAACGUC